Messenger RNA from Cuscuta europaea, 2014 nucleotides. The record is from the annotation of a GenBank genome assembly. NCBI's taxonomy places the organism in Eukaryota, Viridiplantae, Streptophyta, Magnoliopsida, Solanales, Convolvulaceae.
UUCCAUCCCUACCACCACUCCUACUGUCACUAGUAUCUUUUUUUGUGAAGCGGAUUUUUGGCCAAGGACUAUAAAGGAUGACUGGAUGAGUAGUAGCUAAGCUCAUUCUUUCUUUCAGUUACCCUGACUGAUUCAUUUAUUCUCGUUAAUGCGAUGAAGUUCUGAGAAGUGGUAAAGGAACCCGAAUUUCUCAAUCUUCUUGUAGACUUCGUAGUUUAUCAACUUCCAAUGCAAUCCACCUCACUGAACACUUCAUACUCAUGGCUUGUAAUCCACACCCGAACUUGUAAUCCCAGAACCUCUCUUAAACCCUUCAUUCCGAGAAAUUCCCUCAAGACCGAUUCUUUAAACAUUGAAUACGCCAUAGGAAAAGAUGAGCGCAGCCGCGAACAACCAUCAACUCCUUCUCGUCUUCCUGUAAUCAUUCGCCAGUCCGGCGGCAUCUCUCAGUACUUCUGGGAUGGGAACGAGCUCAAAUUGGUAUCUUUUGACGGAAAGGCGCUUUCUUUGUCAGACUUUUGUUGUAAUUUCGAAGGCGUUCAAAGGUUUGUCCGGGUGUGUGUUUCUGCAGUAAGGGAUUUCUUCCUUCCCAGGGACAUGAGUGUGAAUUACCUGGAAUAUGUGAAAUGGAAGUUUGUUCAUAGGCUAUUCAGUUCUGCUCUGCAAGUUCUUGCUACACAGGCAAUGUUUCGAGCGAUUGGAAUUGGUUCUUCUCAUUCACUUCCAUCAGCAGCUGCGCUAAAUUGGGCAUUGAAAGAUGGCCUUGGACGACUAUGUAGGUGCAUAUACACUUCAAGUUUGGCAUCUGCUUUUGACACCAAUCUCAAGAGAGUUAGAUUCUCAACAUCUGUGCUGUUCAGUUUGAGCAUUGGAGUUGAAUUGCUCACACCUCUAUUUCCUCAUUACUUUUUGGUGCUUGCAUCUAUUGCCAACAUCGCAAAACAAAUCAGCCUGGCUUGCUACAUAGCAACUGGUACUGCUGUCCAUAGGAGCUUUGCAAUGUACGACAACCUUGGUGAAAUUUCUGCAAAGGCACAGAUACAACUAAUGUGCUUUGAUAAUCUUGGCCUUAUGCUUGCCGCAGUCUUAAAUAUCUUGUGCCGAUAUAAUCCAAGAUUGCAAGCAGGUUUACCAUUUGUUCUGUAUCCAAUCUUCUCUGCACUUGACCUCAUUGGUAUCUAUCAAGGGUUGAAACAUGUACAUCUGCAAACAUUGACUAAGGAUAGACUUGAGAUUAUAUUAAGCUUGUGGAUUCAAAAGCAACGUGUUCCUUCACCUGCAGAGGUGAGCAAAGCUGAGGGUAUUGACUUGUUUUGGGCUAAAGCCAGAAUACAGUUUCCCAUUACAAUUGGAUGCUUAAAUUCCAAGAAUCAAAUGCCUAGGCUUUCAGUGAUGACAAUGCAAAAUUUAAAAAGUGAUGAUUUCCAUUUUGUAUGCCUGGAGAGAUUCCCUAAGAAAGGGGAAGGCGUGGAACAGUAUGGUUUACUUCUCAGCCUGCGGGAAGGAGCAGGCACUAAAGAAAUCAUUAUGGCUCUAUUACAUGCUUUAUAUGUGCGCAAGGGUCUUGUAUGUUGCUGGGGCAGGUGGAAGACUAAAUUGAAGGGCUUGAACUGUUCAGAUGCAUUUCUUCAGGAAUGGUUAGACUUGAUAGAAAGUGGAAAGAAAUCAGCGGAUGUAAAUUUGGACCUGCUGAUUGAACAGAUGUCACUGUUGGGGUGGAUUUGCAAAAACAUUCUUUUGAGCAGACAAGAACAGGCUCGUUAUAGUUUCCUUGCAGAGUUUUGAUAGUCAUAGUUUCUUUUUGUGCUUUUGAUCAUGAUAGUCAUAGCAAAAAAAUGAUAGGAAAUAUAGUGUUGUCCGAAAAUAUUGUGAACACUUCACUUCCUCUAGCACUCUAACCUUUUGGCAUGCCCAAUGUAAUCUUUGAUGUACCCUGUAAGUUUCAAGUCAUGAUGUAUGAGGAGGAAUGAUAACAAUAUUUAUUUCCUCUUUUGCCAAAACAAGAAUAUCUCUU